AUGACUGCCAGAAGACUUACCAACACCUCCACCUCUCUAGACCAGGUUGUCUCCUCUUCUAGUCCCCCGAAAUCCGCUCCCUCCGAGUUCAAGCGGUCGAGCUCCUCUUCCAAAGAAGCAACCAAGUCUUUACCUGUCGCAAAUCACAAAACCGAGAAGUCCGCCAUGACAACUCCGGGAGUCACAUUCGCUUCCCAAGAGAAGCUGCCCAAGCUUCCGAUCCCGGACCUGGACAAGUCUUGUGACAAGUACCUCGCGUCCCUGAGGCCUUUACAAUCCGCCAGAGAACACGCCGAGACCGAAGCCGCUGUGCAUGAGUUCCUGAGAGCUGAGGGCCCUGAGCUUCAAGAGAAGCUCAAGAAGUAUGCCACUGGCAGGUCCAGCUAUAUCGAACAGUUCUGUACGUUUGUAACUGCUUAUCGUCCAGGUUUCAUUUGCUGA
Aureobasidium vineae is the source of this 441-nucleotide messenger RNA. Lineage: Eukaryota; Fungi; Ascomycota; Dothideomycetes; Dothideales; Saccotheciaceae. The record is from the annotation of a GenBank genome assembly.